Molecule: messenger RNA, 1290 nt
Organism: Rotaria sordida
Lineage: Eukaryota; Metazoa; Rotifera; Eurotatoria; Philodinida; Philodinidae
Source: the annotation of a GenBank genome assembly
AUGGCGAGUCAAGAUACCAAAGUUUUCUGUUCAUUUUGCAAUGAAGAAUUUUCAUCCUCGAAAACUAUGGGAGAUCAUUUGAUGAUGUGUGGUAAUAAAACAGAUCAAUGUCCUAAUUGUAGACAAUUCAUUCGACGAGCUAUAUUUGCUUAUCAUUAUGAAAAUAAUUGUGCUAAUCCGGAUGCACCAACGAGAGAUAAUGAAUCUAAUCAGAAGGCACAAGACACUACUCGAUCACAACAAUUCAACGAUUCUAAUGAUAAUGCAUUUAUUCCAUGCGAAUAUUGUAAUCAGGGAAUUCAAUGGGAUCUUUAUGAUAAUCAUACGAAAGCUUGCCGUGAAGAAUACUAUAAACAACUACAAGAAAAGACACGACGUAGUAGUCAACAACCAGCGCCCGCUACUACUACUGCUAAAUGUAUCCAUUGUCGAUUGCUAAGAUCGCUCGAAGGCCUUGCCUAUCAUCAGGGACAAGUUAAUGAUGCAGAACGCCUCAUUUCAUGUUCCUUCUGUAAUGAAAAGUUUAUGUCAACAAAAGAAAUGGGAGAUCACUUGUUGAUGUGUGGUAACAAAACAGAUCAAUGUCCACAUUGUAAAAAAUUUAUUCGACGAGCUGUGUUUGCUUAUCACUAUGAAAAUAAUUGUACUGAUUUGGAUGACACCGAUAAUGAUACUCAUUCUCAUGCCAACAAACCUGUCGUUUCACCAACAUUUCACCCUAAUAAUUCAUUACUAUCUUCAACAAGAUCAGCUGCUGGUCAAGAAAAGAAAAUCACAAUAAUGACGGUUAAUCUUAGAACGCCUUCAGACAGAGAGACUACCACAUUCCAACGAUCAAAUUCAGGAAUACGAACAACUGUCUUAUGUCAAUUUUGUAAUUGUGAGUGUGACCCAGCCGAUCUUGAAGCACAUCGAAGUGCUUGUCUUAAGAAUCCAGAUAAAAUCAAGAAAAAACACCCAGCACCGACUGAUGGAGAUUUCAAUCAAUAUCGAGAUCGAUUGCAUCAUGACGAUCAAUCAGAUGACACUGCUCUUAUUCCUUGUGAAUAUUGUAAAAAACCAAUUGAAUGGCGACUUUUUCAAGAACAUACUAAUUCUUGUGCUAAGCAAGAACAUGAACGAAUACAACAACAAUCAAGAGUCAUUCAUCAAGAUAACAAUAAUUACGUUGGUCGAUGCAGAUAUUGUAAUGCAGAGUGUUCGAUGGAUCGUCUCACUCCUCAUGAGGUCAGAAUUUUUUUACACUUUUAUAUUCUAAUUUUAAUUAACUUCUGACGUAGAAAUAUUGCA